AUGGCGGCCGUUUGGCUGCCACUGGCGGUCAUUAGGCGUACGCUCACGGUUACUGCUGUUUGCAGUAAGGUGAGUCAACAAGGAAAUUGCUCGGAGGUUGAACGAGCUCACGGAACUGUUAUAGCCCCCGUUCGGUGCGGGGGACGGGAAUUAAAUAUGGGACGCGAGGUGGCUAAUGGAUUAGAGGCAGAUGAGGACGAGCCGAGGCGAGCGACACCUUAUGGCGUGCAAUCGGAUUCCGCACAUGUGCCUAAUGCUGCCUCUGAUGAGAUUCUAUUUGGAGUACUCGUAGCGCGCCCAGAAAAAUGU
Messenger RNA from Iphiclides podalirius (scarce swallowtail), 309 nucleotides. Lineage: Eukaryota; Metazoa; Arthropoda; Insecta; Lepidoptera; Papilionidae. The record is from the annotation of a GenBank genome assembly.